Kluyveromyces lactis is the source of this 150-nucleotide messenger RNA. It is a transcript of the gene TOM5, whose product is annotated as Tom5p. Lineage: Eukaryota; Fungi; Ascomycota; Saccharomycetes; Saccharomycetales; Saccharomycetaceae. Bases 1 to 150 code for a protein of 49 amino acids. Gene Ontology annotation, cellular component: mitochondrial outer membrane; mitochondrial outer membrane translocase complex. The transcript has a single exon. Gene Ontology annotation, molecular function: transmembrane protein transporter activity. The record is from RefSeq and is a predicted model, not a curated record.
AUGUUUGGCCUACCUCAGCAACAAUCUGAAGAAGAAAAAAGAUUGCAUCAACAGCAAUCCAACCAGACUUUGACUAACGCUGCUUACGCAGCUGCCGCUUUAUGGUUGUCUCCAUUGAUCUGGCACUUCAUUAAGAAGCAAUUCAAAUGA